CAGACGCCAUGGCGGUGGCGGCCGCGCAGGCGCCCUUGCAGCUCAAUGGAUUCCACUGCGCCGCCGCAGAGCCUGAUUUGGAGGCUGAGCUACCACGCAACUCGUUCUCACUGUCUCGUCACAUUGAGAGGUCGUGGGAUCACUGGAGACGCAUUGGAGCUCCGAAGUUCAUGGUGGCGCCCAUGGUGGAUCAAUCCGAGCUGCCCUUCCGGAUGCUGUGUAGAAAAUAUGGGGCCACUGGAGCCUACACUCCAAUGCUCCACGCUCGUCUCUUCUCGGAAGAUAGAAAAUAUCGAAACUACGAGUUCACGACUUGUCCGGAAGAUCGGCCAUUGCUGAUACAAUUUUGUGCUAAUAACCCGGAUACGUUGCUCGCAGCAGCAAAACUCGUGGAACCAUUUUGCGACUACAUUGACAUCAACCUGGGGUGUCCGCAAAGGAUAGCCAAGCGAGGAAACUAUGGAGCGUUCCUCAUGGAUGACUUACCUCUAGUUCAGGCACUGGUAACAAAGCUCGUCUCCAACUUGGACGUUCCAGUUUCGUGCAAGAUUCGGAUGUUUCCCAGCCUCGACGACACCAUCUCAUACGCAAAGAUGCUGGAGAGCUCGGGGUGCUCGCUGCUGGCAGUCCACGGCCGGACGAGGGAGCAAAAGUGCUCGAGAACAGUGAGAGCCGACUGGGAGGUGAUCCGAGCAGUGAAGCAGGCUUUGCGAAUUCCCGUUUUGGCGAAUGGAAACAUUCGCUCGCUGGAAGACGCCGAGAGAUGCAUCCAGGAAACAGGAGUGGACGGUGUUUUGUCUGCGGAAUCACUGCUCGAGAAUCCAGCGCUCUUUGCUGGAUACAGAACUUUCAAACCCAGUGACAGCGAGGACGACGAGCAGGGGUCGAGUAAACUUAUGAUCGAUCCUGUGACUUUGCUCAUGGAAUACUUGGAUCAGUGCGAGAAGUAUCCGGCUCCGGACAAGUGUAUCCGUGCUCAUGUUCACAGGCUGCUGGGUGAAUGGUUUCGAGUUCAUCCUGAUCUUCGCGAGAAACUGAACAGGGAACACAAGGUGGAUAGUACCUGGCUGAGGGAUCUGGGAAGGGAGAUGUUGGAAAGGAUGAGACCAAAGCUUGGUGAAGUUGCUGAGGAAGCCAGUGACUAAACUAAGAGUUUUCAAGAUUUUUGGACUCGAAGCACUCAGAUUUUUUCUUCCAGAUAUGGGGUUAUGUUUUUGGCGGAGAUGGUGAUUCCUGAUAAUUUUCUGAGUGCAGAACUUAUUACGGGUCAUUAGCAGACCACAAAUUUUAUGGUAAUCUGCCCAUAAACAAUGUAUAUGUAUAUGUAUUAUAUAAAUUGAUUUAUAGAUUUAAAUAUACAAAAGAUUGGUGAA
Selaginella moellendorffii is the source of this 1373-nucleotide messenger RNA. Its product is annotated as tRNA-dihydrouridine(16/17) synthase [NAD(P)(+)]-like. The transcript is spliced from 5 exons. Gene Ontology annotation, biological process: tRNA processing. The coding region runs from base 9 to 1145 and encodes 378 amino acids. The record is from RefSeq and is a predicted model, not a curated record. Gene Ontology annotation, molecular function: tRNA dihydrouridine synthase activity; flavin adenine dinucleotide binding. NCBI's taxonomy places the organism in Eukaryota, Viridiplantae, Streptophyta, Lycopodiopsida, Selaginellales, Selaginellaceae.